Rotaria sordida is the source of this 3978-nucleotide messenger RNA. Lineage: Eukaryota; Metazoa; Rotifera; Eurotatoria; Philodinida; Philodinidae. The record is from the annotation of a GenBank genome assembly.
AUGGCUGCUGUUACAAAUAAUACAGCAAUAUCAAACUCAGUCCCAACAUCCACUCGUUUCACUGAUGAAUAUGAUCUUAAAGAAGAACUUGGCAAAGGUGCAUUUUCAAUUGUAAAACGAUGUAUACAAAAAAGUUCUGGACAAGAAUUUGCUGCAAAAAUUAUUAAUACAAAAAAAUUAUCCACUCGAGAUCAUCAAAAACUCGAAAGAGAAGGUCGUAUUUGUCGACAAUUAAAACAUCCUAAUAUUGUUCGUCUUCAUGAUAGUAUUCCUGAAGAAAAUUUUCAUUAUUUAAUAUUCGAUCUAGUUACCGGUGGUGAAUUAUUUGAAGAUAUUGUUGCUCGAGAAUUUUAUAGUGAAGCAGAUGCCAGUCAUUGUAUUCAACAAGUACUUGAAGCUGUACGGCAUUGUCAUGAAAGUAAUAUUGUACAUAGAGAUUUAAAACCGGAAAAUCUUUUACUUGCUAGUAAAACAAAAGGUGCAGCUGUCAAACUUGCUGAUUUUGGUCUUGCCAUUGAAGUCAAUGGUGAACAAACACAGUGGUAUGGUUUUGCUGGAACUCCAGGUUAUCUUAGUCCUGAAGUACUUAAAAAAGAACCCUAUGGUAAACCUGUCGAUAUAUGGGCAUGUGGCGUUAUUUUAUAUAUUCUCCUUGUCGGUUAUCCACCAUUUUGGGAUGAAGAUCAACAUCGUUUAUAUAAUCAAAUAAAAGCUGGCGCUUAUGAUUAUCCAUCACCUGAAUGGGAUACAGUAACAACUGAAGCAAAACGUUUAAUUGAUUCAAUGCUUAAUAUUAACCCAAGUCGACGUAUCAGUGCAACUGAUGCUCUUAAACAUCCAUGGAUUUGUCAACGAGAACGCGUUGCUGGUACAAUUCAUCGACAAGAGACUGUUGAUUGCUUACGUAAAUUCAAUGCACGACGAAAAUUAAAGGGAGCUAUUUUAUCAACAAUGUUUGUCAAUCGUACUUUAAUACCUAAUGCAGGUAUAUUUGCAACUGGGACUGGUGGUGUACAAUCAACAACUAAUGGUAAAAAACCAUCAACCGGUGUCGGAGCGAUUUCACCGAGUACAAGUCCGAUUAUAUCAGCUUCUGCUAGUGGAGGUAAUCGUUCUCGACCAACAACUCAAAGUGGUAAUAGUGCUAUUAAAGAAUCAGCCGAUAGUAAUAGUGCAACUAUUGAUGAAAUUAAUGAUAUUGAUCGAUUAAAUAUCAAUACCAUAGCUGAAAAGAAGAUACAAUUAUGCAUACCUAAAGCAGAAAAUCGAAGUUUAGAAAUAACUAAAGUAACCGAACAAUUAUUACAAGCAAUUGCAAAUAGUGAUUAUGAAAUGUAUAAAUCAUUAUGCGAUCCAAAAAUAACUUGUUUUGAACCUGAAACUAUAGGAAAUCUUGUUGAAGGUCUUGAUUUUCAUAAAUUUUAUUUUGAUACAGGAAAAUUUGCUCGUUCCGAUACAGUCUUAUCGCCUAAAGCAAGUAAAUCAACAAUUAAUUGUACAAUGUUAACACCAGUUGUACAUACAUUAGGAGAUGAAUCAGCUUGUAUAGCUUAUAUUUUACUUCUUCAAUAUAUUGAUCGAAAUGGUCAACCACAAAGUGUUCGAACAGAAGAAACUCGUGUAUGGCAUAAAAAAGAUACUCGUUGGCAAUGUGUUCAUUUUCAUCGUUCUGGUAUGCCAGUUGCUGCAGCGCUAAAAUCUUCAUUUUCAAUUGUUGUUGCUCAUUCAUUUAUCUAUCAUAGUUUUAUGCGAGACACUUUAACAUUAACAUUUGCAAAUGAUGAUCCAUCAUUACAACGAUAUCGUGGUCAUAUUUUAAAAAAUAAUGGAAAAUAUGAAAUAAUUACAGAAUUAGCAAGUUCUUAUAAAGAACCUAAUAUAAAUGUAAAUUAUAUCUUAGCAACUGGAUUUUGGGAUCAAACUUAUAAUAAAACUGGUUGGUCUGUAUUAGAAAUAAAAACAUCUGAUAAUCAAACAAAUAUUGAACAAGUGUAUUCAGCUGGAUUACUUGAAGGACAAUUUACACGAGAAUUAACUAGUAUGCAAUGGCAAAAUAAUAUAAAUGAUGUUUGUGCUAAUAAAACAACAUUUUGUGGUUAUCUUAAACAAUUUUUUCAAAUUCAACUUGAUUGGAUGUAUACACAAAUUGAUAGUUAUCCUGAUGAUGAAUAUUGGCAUCAAGUAAAUUUACUUCUUGUUCAACUCAAUGGUCUCAUUGAUGGAAAUCAAAAUAAUCCACGUGGACCAAGAAAAGAACUUGAUGAUCCACUUGGAUUUUUUCUAUUUCAAGUAGUUGAAUCUAUCGGUGAUCUAGCUGAUCGUUUUAAUAUACCAAAUGUUGAACGACAUGAUAGUUGUUCAGCAUUAAUUAAAAUUUUACCAAAUAAUAGUGAUAUAUUUAUAUCACAUGCUGAUUGGAGUAAUUAUAGAACAAUGUUAAAAGUAAUUAAACGUUAUAUAAUGCCAUUAAAACGAUCAACAGCUACAGGAAGUACUCUUAUUCCGGGUGCUGAUAUGGUUUUUUCAUCAUAUCCAGGAACACUUCAUUCAGUUGAUGAUUUUUAUAUGACACGUCCAGCUCAUAUGACAAUAAUCGAAACAACAAUUGUUAAUAGUAAUCAAGAUUUAUUACAUAAUAUUAUUCCAAUUUCUGUACCAGAAUGGAUUCGUAUUAUUGUUGCUAAUCGUCUAGCUAAUUCUGGUCGUGAAUGGAUUGAUAAAUUUUUUCUUUAUAAUGAUGGAACAUAUAAUAAUCAAUGGAUGAUUACUGAUUUUAAACGAUUUACACCUGGACAAUUACCAAAAUCUGAAUUUUUAAUGGUUGCUGAACAAUUAAUAACUGAUUUUGAAUCACAAGAUAUGACUGAUACAUUAAUUAAUAAUACUUAUUGGGCAUCAUAUAAUAAUGUUUAUUUUCCACGUUUUCGAAAUUUAUCAGGUGAAGAAGCAAUGGUUCAACAAAAAGGACCAGAAUUAUAUUCAUGGAAAAAUUCAUCACGUGCAAGAAUAUUUGCACGUGAUCAUAUUAAAGUUGUUGAUCUUCCAUCUAUGAUUCAUAUGAUGAGAUAUAAUGAUUUUCAACAUGAUCCUUUAUCAGCAUGUAAUUGUACUCCACCAUAUUCAUCAGAAUUAACAAUUGCUGCACGAUGUGAUCUUAAUCCAUCUAAUGGAACUUAUCCAGAUCCACCACUAGGACAUCGUGUUCAUGGUGCAACAGAUGCUAAAAUUACUAACUAUGCAAUGAUGCAAAACUUUACACUUGUUGCUAUUGCUGGUCCAACAUCAGAUAAUCAACCACCAUUUGUUUGGAGUGAAUCAGAUUUCAAUACACAAGUAUCACAUGUUGGUCAUCCAGAUAAAUGGGAUUUUGGACCAUUUACACCAACAUGGAUGUUUGAUCGAGAUAUGUUCAAAAAUACAUUUCAAAGCGGCUUUCUUUCAAUAUUAUAUAGUAUCGGUAGUAAACCAUUACAGAUUUGGGAUAAAAAAGUACGUAAUGGACAUAUCAAAAGAAUAACAGAUAAUGAAAUUCAAUCACUAGUUUUGGAAAUCGUUGGUACUAAUGUUAGUACAACAUAUAUAACAUGUCCAGCUGAUCCAAAAAAAACACUUGGGAUUAAAUUACCAUUUCUAGUUAUGAUUAUAAAAAAUUUAAAAAAAUAUUUUACAUUUGAAGUACAAGUUCUUGAUGAUCGAAAUGUUCGUCGACGUUUUCGUGCUAGUAAUUAUCAAUCAACAACACGUGUUAAACCAUUUAUAUGUACAAUGCCAAUGCGUUUGGAUGAUGGAUGGAAUCAAAUUCAAUUUAAUUUAUCUGAUUUUACACGACGUGCUUAUGGUACCAAUUAUAUUGAAACCCUUCGAGUUCAAAUUCAUGCUAAUUGUCGUAUUCGACGUGUUUACUUUUCGGAUCGACUUUAUUCAGAAGAUGAAUUACCACCGGAAUUUAAAUUAUAUUUACCGGUUCAAAAGAAAUAA